AUGUCCAACGAAGCAAAAAGCGGUACCAGCACCAGCGAUGGCCAGGAAUCGGGCGGUGAGAGUUUAGACGGCCCGGCAGAUUUAUACCGGACACAACUCAAACCGCAGCGGACCCCAAUGUCAGAACGGGCAGCUACUGUCCCUCGAAUCAUGCUGAACAUUGUGGACCGUAGCGAAGACACAACCUCAAUUGGCAGCUCCAAAUCCCCGACCGACUUGGGCAUUCCUGCGGUCAGUUUACCGAAUCUAUCGGUUGAACCUGAUGGCGGAGAUGAUCCAUAUGACGAUCGAAUGGACAGACGGGGUUCGCGCGAAGAUUCCGACCACGCGCUAGGACUGUACUGCUCCCCGCGGAUGACCCGUCGUUCUAUGAACCUUGAACUGAGUCAACGGGAAUCCCCGGGGGACCUUAAUUACUGUUGGCUUUCGACGUUCGGCACUUCGAACUAUCUGAGAGAAGGCAGUCGGGUCGGCAGCGCUGUGUCGUUGAACAGCGAUUGCACGGCCCGAAGCAUUGGACUUAUUUCGAACGACUCGUCCGACACGACAUCCUAUCUUGAACGAUUAGGUGAUCUUGGUGGUCUGAUUGGGCAGCGAUCGCACACUCUCCGCCGCCAUCUUUCCAACCCGGAACAUACACAGGAAGUGCCCUCCUGCAUGAGGAGGAACUCGCGCUCCUGGUCAAACCUGAAGGACGGUCAGCCGGAGAGCCUGCCUGAAGCAGAAAUGGAACGCAGUAUGGAAGGGGAACAAACCGACUCUGAAAAACAGGCCGAAAGUACAGAUUUGUCCCUGUCGCCGAGUCGGACGUUGCCUCUUCCACCUCCAUGUCGACUGGAGGAGCCAGCACCUCUAUUACCUGGGCCCCAGAGACGAUCUCCCUUUGAUGAAGUCUACGAUCCGGCCUGUCGUUCGCCUCUUGUGAGGUCUCGGGUCGGUAGUAAAGCUCUUCAGGAAAGGAGAAUAAAACAGUGGUUACUGCAAAUAAGUAAAUCAGACGACCAGGAUGAAACGGAAUUCGAUGAAGAUGAUUAUUAUUCUUAA
Acanthosepion pharaonis is the source of this 1044-nucleotide messenger RNA. Lineage: Eukaryota; Metazoa; Mollusca; Cephalopoda; Sepiida; Sepiidae. The record is from the annotation of a GenBank genome assembly.